Molecule: messenger RNA, 1400 nt
Organism: Paramacrobiotus metropolitanus
Lineage: Eukaryota; Metazoa; Tardigrada; Eutardigrada; Parachela; Macrobiotidae
Product: lysophospholipase D GDPD1-like
Exons: 11
Coding region: 58-1218 (386 amino acids)
Biological process (GO): glycerophospholipid catabolic process
Cellular component (GO): endoplasmic reticulum membrane
Molecular function (GO): phosphoric diester hydrolase activity; phosphatidylcholine lysophospholipase A1 activity
Source: RefSeq, a predicted model, not a curated record
GCAACUAGCAAGUUUUAAUUGUAAAGUUUUCUUUAAAAUACUAUACUUACUUAUUUGAUGUGUCUCGCUAAAAAAGUCGUACUUACUACUGACAAACCUUAUAGGCUUGUUGCUGCAGAACGUAAUAUUUUGCGAAGUCAUUAUAAAUUAUGGAGAAAGAGCUGUUUAUUAGUUUCUGAUGGAGUAAACAACAAUUCCCUUCUGAACUCAACGACGGGAGAUCCUGACUCGGACAAUCUGAACAGUACCUGCUGGCUGUGUCCGGGAAUGAUCGCUCUAGCUGUCAUCUCUGGUUAUGUAUUGUCCUCAGUGUUUUUCCUCAAGUUUCCCAUCCUUUAUCGAAAGAAACAACAGGCUUUCCGAUGUGUUCAUAUUAGCCAUCGCGGAGGGGCGGGAGAGAACCUGGAGAAUACGAUGACGGCAUUUCGCCAUGCAUUGUCGACCGGUACCCAUAUGCUGGAGUUGGAUUGCCAUUUAUCCAAGGAUGGGCAAGUCGUGGUCGCACACGAUGGUUUGCUGCUGCGGCCGUGCGGUCGUUCUGUGCGCAUCGCCGAAACAGACUACUGUGAUCUGCCGCCGUUAAAAAAAGCGCUGACUUUGGAUUUCAAAAAAAAAUUCACUUGUAUGGCCCAAAAUGGCGACAGGAAGAUGCCGUUACUACGAGAAGUGUUUCAAGAAUUUCCUGACGUGGUAGUAAAUGUUGAUAUUAAAGAAAACAAUGACGAACUCAUCAGCAAGGUAUCAGAUCUGGUUAAGGAAUUCAAGCGGGAGCAUUUGACCGUUUGGGGCAAUUUCCGCGAUCUCAUUACGCAGAAAUGUUAUCAUGAAAAUCCGCACAUACCUCUCCUGUUUUCCAUCAAACGCGUUGUGGCAACUGUAGCUCUGUUCUACACUGGCUUACUGCCAUUUCUGCCCAUCAAAGAACAGUUCUUUGAAGUGUGCAUGCCUUCCAUUUUUUUGGAUCAGGACACGAAUUUCGAAAUAGCAAAGCGAUCGACACGAUUCUAUGUGUGGUUUAUUGACAAGAUUCUAAUGCGGAAAUCGCUGUUCGACCAUUUGAGAAAGCGGGGCAUCCAGGUGUACAUUUGGGUAUUGAACACUGAAGACGAAUUUCGACGGGCUUUCGCUCUGGGCGCUGACGGUGUCAUGACAGACUUUCCAACUCGACUGCGGGAAUUCUUGGAUGAAAAUCCCCAUUAUAUUACUGUGAAAGCCUAGUUAGUCAAUGCUACUGUAAUUUACUUAAUUUAUUGACCAAACGGGAUGUACAGUAUGUAGAAAAUUUGCCUCUUUUGAUGUUCCUCGGUGAGUGAUAAAGUUUUAUACUGGCGCUGUGACUUUAGCGGUUCACUGGAACUGCUCGAAUUGUCGUAAAUAGGAGUAAAAGUUGGCGGUGAUGU